UUGACGAAACCCGUCGGUUAACCUAAGCUAUGUACUAAACCAUGUAACAGGCCAUAGUUACCCUAAUUUUAUGGGCUUUCAAAUUCAGCCCAUUAUCACGUUGACCUAUAAAAGCUUAACGCAUUAGGGUUUAUUCCUCCUCCUCAUAUAAUCAUCGCUUUGGCUGCAGAGAAGCACAAAAUCAUAAAACCCUAGCAAUGGCGAGCCAACCGGCGAAAGAGUCUGUUCAAUGCUUCGGAAGGAAGAAGACGGCCGUUGCCGUCACCCACUGCAAACGCGGCUCGGGUAUGAUUAAGCUCAACGGUUCGCCGAUCGAGCUUCAUCAGCCAGAGAUCCUCCGAUUCAAGAUCUUGGAGCCAAUCCUUCUCCUCGGGAAGCACCGUUUCGCUGGAGUUGACAUGAGGAUCCGAGUCGAAGGUGGUGGUAACACAUCUCAGGUCUACGCAAUCCGUCAGAGUAUCGCUAAGGCUCUCGUUGCUUACUACCAGAAGUACGUUGAUGAGCAGUCGAAGAAGGAGAUCAAGGACAUCUUGGUGAGGUACGAUAGGACUCUACUUGUUGCGGAUCCUAGGAGGUGCGAAUCGAAGAAGUUUGGUGGUAAAGGUGCUCGUUCUCGUUUCCAGAAGAGUUACCGUUAAAAAUCUGGUUUGGCUUUUUUUGUUUUAUCAACGUUUUGGGAUUGUGAUGUUGAAAUUGUGAGACUUUAGGUUCUCUUUUGCGUUUUAUUUUCAAUGGUUAUUGGAUAAUGUUUACUUCUUUAAAGAACUUAUGUUUCUACUA
Arabidopsis lyrata subsp. lyrata is the source of this 780-nucleotide messenger RNA. RefSeq names its product 40S ribosomal protein S16-2. The coding region runs from base 198 to 638 and encodes 146 amino acids. The record is from RefSeq and is a predicted model, not a curated record. Gene Ontology annotation, molecular function: structural constituent of ribosome; RNA binding. Gene Ontology annotation, cellular component: cytosolic small ribosomal subunit; ribosome. NCBI's taxonomy places the organism in Eukaryota, Viridiplantae, Streptophyta, Magnoliopsida, Brassicales, Brassicaceae. Gene Ontology annotation, biological process: maturation of SSU-rRNA from tricistronic rRNA transcript (SSU-rRNA, 5.8S rRNA, LSU-rRNA); translation. The transcript has a single exon.